Messenger RNA from Ruditapes philippinarum (Manila clam), 2304 nucleotides. RefSeq names its product protein draper-like. The transcript is spliced from 5 exons. The record is from RefSeq and is a predicted model, not a curated record. Lineage: Eukaryota; Metazoa; Mollusca; Bivalvia; Venerida; Veneridae. Gene Ontology annotation, molecular function: scavenger receptor activity. The coding region runs from base 15 to 1514 and encodes 499 amino acids.
CAAAAGCUGAUACAAUGACGAAACUGGUACCAGUGUUUCUUCUUUCAUUAAUAAACAUUCAAUUUGGAUUAUCACUGCAAGCUUGUGCAGAGUGUGAAUGCUGUUACAAUGGACGCAACUUUUGUGAUAGUAAUACGAACUGUAUAUACGGAUGUCAUGCAGGUUAUUAUGGUGCGAAAUGCACUGAACAGUGUCUGGAUAAUUGUAAAACAUGUGUGAAUGGCAAUGAAUGCACGGAAUGUAAACCUGGUUAUUAUACCAACAAUUGUAAUUUACAAUGUGGGAAAGGUUGUCUCAACAAUACAUGUUCGUUACUGUUAGGGGAAUGCCCUUGUAAGUCGACUAAUUUUAUCAAAGAUAAAUGUGAUGCUUGUUCAGGUGGUAAGUAUGGUGAUGAAUGUAACAAUACAUGUCCUAGUAACUGUGGCUCCUGUACAUCAGAAACAGAAUGUUCAUGGUGUAAAAACACUGCUUUUUACGGAUCAUAUUGUCAGUAUAGAUGUCCGGUUGGUUGCGAUGAUGGAGGAUGCAAUAAAGGCAGUGGAAAAUGUACUAAAGGGUGCAAAUCUGGUUUUUUCGGAGAUAAAUGUGACAAAUGCUCACCUGGAUUAUUCGGACCUUUUUGUGAUCGAAACUGCACCAACAAUUGUUUUUCUUGUUUAUCAGAAACAAGUUGCACCGAAUGUAACUCGGGUUUUUACGGGGAAACAUGUGCGAAUGCAUGUCCAUCGAGUUGUAAUGGAACCUGUUCAGUUUCCGAUGGUCAAAAUUGCAAUAUGACAGACAAAUACCGCGUUUGUGCAACAGAUACAGGGAGGUGUAUACACGGAUGCAACUCGGUUCUAAAAUAUGGUGAAUAUUGUGAGAAACAAUGUAGUGAUACUUGUAACAAUAAAAGCUGUGACUUGAAAACGGGACAUUGUUUAGAAGGAUGUGACAAUAAUUAUUACGGAUUGUUUUGUGAUAAUGCAUGUUCUACUUCAUGCAUAUCUCAUACCCGCCAACGUAGAUGUGAUGGUAUAAAAGGUCAUUGUUUAUUAGGAUGUAAAAAUGGUUUUCAUGGCAAAAGAUGUGACAACAUAUGCAGUAGCCUUUGCGUAAAUGCAACCUGCAGCCAAACAACAGCGGAAUGUUUAUAUGGCUGUAUAGAUGGAUUUAAAGGGCCUAAAUGUGCUGAAGUUAUACCGGAUUUAGAGGGAUAUUAUACUAGAAGUACACUGAUAGGAUCUACAAUAGGGACAUUUCUAGCUGGUGGUAUUGUUGUUGGAAUUGCCUCUUUGAUUACCAUCAUUAUAAGGAGGCGGAGGAAUAUACAAACUAAACAAUUAGAUGUACACGGAUAUGUAAACACAAGAGGACCUUGUGGAAAUCGUUCUAACGACAACACACAUGAGAGUGACUCUCCUGUUACUUACGAGGAUUUGAAAUCACGUGACGAGAGACUAUACAGUCAGAUAACUACAAGUCAGCAGAUAUCACCAACAGCAACUGAUUAUGUUAACUAUAGUUCAUAAUAAACUAGUAACUUUAAUCGGAGCAAACUCUUAUAGACUAGACACUUUCAUUAAAACAUUUUAUAAGAUACAUGUAUAUGCCUGUAUUUUACUGAAGUAGAUAAAACAGAUGUUUUUUUUUCUAUUAACGAAUUAAAAUUCCAGUUUUAUCACAAUUAAGCGUAAGAAACAAAUAUGUUUACUUCCAUUGCACAAGUGAACAUUUUACAAUAAUGAUGUAUAUUUUCUAAUUUAAUACGAACUAUCCUUGCAUAAAAACUGCACACGCUGGUAUACAUUAACUUUUUUAAAAAACACGGACCUCGUGCUGAUACCGGUAUUGCUUUUUUAAAUAUGCUUUAUGCGGGCGGCUGGUUAAAAAACAGCAUAAUGAAAUGAUGGCGUUCAUUGUUAAUUUAAAUUUGCAAAAUGUUAGUAUAAAUCAUUAUACCGCUAUAUAAAAGUAAAACUACAUAUAUUGUCAAAGUAAAACUAAACUAGAUAUUACUUUUUGUAAGUAUUUAACACAGCCGAAAACAGUUUUUUUAGAGAGUUUUUAAUAGAAUUGCUUUAUAAAAGUAGAUGUGUUUUAUAAUAAUUUCAUAAAAUUUAAUUUACAUGUUAUAUGUAUUUAUAGCUAUUUUUAAUAACUUAAGUUAAUUUCAGCAGAAAAAACUAAAUCUUUCCCUAAAUGGCUGUAUGCAUCUAUAUUUUGAAAGGUUUAUCUUUAAUUCAUGAUCAAAACCUAAAUCAGCAUGACUGCAAAUGUUAAAUAAUUCAGUUUUUCUCAAAUAUCUUCUGCAUAAAUCAA